Messenger RNA from Periconia digitata, 2087 nucleotides. Lineage: Eukaryota; Fungi; Ascomycota; Dothideomycetes; Pleosporales; Periconiaceae. The record is from the annotation of a GenBank genome assembly.
UGCCCAGCUAAUCUGCUCUCUCCCUCAGGCCUGGGUCCCAUACUUGCACACUUGCUGACGAGUAGUCUCGGGUAUGCUCCAUCCGCCGCCAGCAAGCGCUGCUCUGCAAUCACUCCGCCUCUCCUGCGCCUGCACAAUCUUUGUUGCACCUCCUCUGCCAUUCGCAUCCGUCUUCAACGCCUUCCCAUCAUCUCCGGCUCGUCCAGUUUCCAGCAACACUCAAGUCGGACUACCAUGCAACGUAUCCCAUCAACUGUCCAUCUGCAUCACGUACAAGGAGUGCCAACUCGUGCUUUCUGCCGUCUCAACCAUGCAUUGGCAGGCAUGUGAUUCUGUCUCAACCCCCCUCACCUCACCGGUAAGCUCUACUUUAGGUGAACAUGAAGACCGACGCACUAUCUAUCAGAGCACAAAUGCACCGCAGAAAUCAGAAACACAUGCAGUCAUGAACACUUGUUUUGGGCUCGCGAUUUGUACAUCUGUGGAGCAUCCGACGCAGCAUCAUGUUACCCCUGCAGAUCCGACCCCAGAGGUUUGGAGCCUAAUACACUAUACCUUAUCAGAAAGGGCUGUUAUUUGCGAGUGAAUUAUUCAGCCCCCGAACUAUGCUGGGCCAUUGAAUGGAUGUGCUCUAUGCUCAUGAGUGCGAUGAAUUGAUUGAUUGACUAUUCAAUGGGAUUGCCUGAGUACGCAUGUGACCAUUCUGGGUCUGUGUUCCCAAUGGUUACGUGUGUACCAAAACUCUCCCAUGUUGAGAGGAUAUAUGUAUGAAGAAGAGAAAUACCCGAUGAAAAACCAUGUAAUGCCCAUAAAGUCGGAUACCCGUAAACCAUGCCGAGCAAACUCCUACAAUGAGAAGUAGAACACUUGGGUUCACUGCGCGACCCAAAACCCGAGCUCAUUCCAUUCCACUCCAGCCCUCUUUCCAGCUGGAAGAGGGAAUAUACCCAACUUGUCUUUCUUGUGCCUCGUGACCAUCCUUGCGCACAUCUUCUUGGUGUUGGUGCAGGUAUCGCAGCAACGUUCAAUGAGUCCUGGCUCGUGUGUGUAGGCUGGAAGGUUUUUGUAGUAGCCAUAAACCCCGUUGCUCAGACAGCGAAGUCGAUCUAAGCCGUUGGCAUUCUUAAGCACCUUGCGGUACCAAGCCUUGCAUUUGUCGGUACGACCUGCAGUGCAGUACGUAGAAUGGAAGUGCGCCUCCAAUUCCUCCCUGACUGAAUCUGGAAGCUCACGGAAUGACUUCCAGCUUCCGCGUUUGGGUUUCGCCUUGUCCGGCACGUAGAUGAUCCAUUCGAGGCUUGGGAAAGGAUCGAUGCUAGUUUGGCCAAGCUGAGGUCCAUGAUCGGACUUGGAACGAGCAGUAGGUUUCUUCCGCGGGGGCUUGUCUCCUUCCUGAUAUUCCUCGUCCGACUCUACUACGCGCUUCCUCGAAGACUUCUUUGUAGUUUGCCCUUCAAUAGAGACUGCUUCAGGAUCGGGAGUCGAUGGUUUGAUGAAGUCGGAACCCAUGCCAUCAUCACCAUAUUCACCGCUGUGAUUAUCACCAUUCUCUGCUUCGUGGUUAGUCCGAAUCGUGGUUUAGUGUGUUCACCGUUCACUGGCACGCGUCUAGCCAUAAGUUCAAUCUCAGCGUCGAUAUCAGCGUGAACCAUGAGGCCGAACAUGUACAUAAUGAUAAGCUCUCGCUGGUAUCGGGUCAGACUUGUGUCCCACACAGACACAGCUAACUUGCGGAGGUCCUCGUUAUCCAGGAGCUGAACAAACCGAGGAUUGUCGAACACCACCCUCGCAGCAUUGACAGGCUUCGGUUUCGACUCUGGCAUUUCGGGUGGUUGAUCCAUGGGCAGAUGUGCAAGUGAUGAGAGCAGUGCCCGAAGCUGGUAGGAAAGACGGUCGCAGAAGAGAGGUAGGUGGAGAUGACGAAGUCUGGUAGCAAUGUUUGUUUGUCUAUUUAUAUGAGAGCGAGCAGAGUCAAAAAGGUAAGCCAAACGGAUUGUCCCUCUCUCACUGUUUGACUGAACUGCCGGUUUGCACUUCACCUCUACCUUUACUUUUUUUUUUCCAUCACCAGCCAAACCCCUCCUGCU